Molecule: messenger RNA, 2175 nt
Organism: Onychomys torridus (southern grasshopper mouse)
Lineage: Eukaryota; Metazoa; Chordata; Mammalia; Rodentia; Cricetidae
Product: tripartite motif-containing protein 43-like
Exons: 12
Coding region: 1-2175 (724 amino acids)
Molecular function (GO): ATP binding; zinc ion binding; ATP-dependent protein folding chaperone
Source: RefSeq, a predicted model, not a curated record
AUGGAGUCAGACAUCUCACAAGCCUUCCAGAAAGAACUCACCUGCUUCAUCUGCCUGAGCUGCCUGACAGACCCAGUCACCAUAAACUGUGGCCACAGCUUCUGUCGAGCCUGCCUCCUCCUUUCCUGGGAAGACAUCAAACCUCCUGUCCAAUGUCCUAUGUGUAGGGAACCAUCACAGAAGGACUUGAGAACCAACAUUGUUCUGAAGAAGCUGGUGUCCAUUACCAGACAAACCAGCCUCCUGAAGGACCUGAGCUCUGAGGAGCAAAAGUGUGUGACCCACAAGGAUACUAAGAGGAUCUUCUGUAUUGAGAACAGAAUCUUCCUCUGUCCACUCUGCUCUAACUCCCAUGAGCACAGAGGACACAGACACUGUCCCAUUGAAGCAGCUGCUGAGGAUCAAAUGGAAAGACUUCUAAAGCAAAUGGCAUCUUUAUGGGAGAAGAUCCAAGAAAAUCAAGAGAAUUUAGAGGCAGAGAACAGAAUGACAACUCAGUGGAUGAACUACCUGACUCUGCAGGAACAAAUGAUCAGGUCAGAGUAUACAAAACUGCACCCACUCCUCUGUGAGGAGGAAGUGCAACACAUCGAGUCUAUGAGAAAUGAAGGCCAAUGUGUAUUAGGGAAACUCAGGAUAAGUGAAGCCAUGAUGGUCCAAAAGAGCAAAGAACUAAGAGAAAUGUUUCAGGAGCUGAUGGCAAUGUCCCAGGAGCCAUAUGUGGUCCUGCUGCAGGAUUUGGAUGACAUGUUCAGAAGGAGUGAGUCAGUGCAGCUGAGCAUGCCCCCAUCCAUGAAACCAGAACUCACUGCUCUAACUAUCACUGGACUGACUGAAAGUUACAACCAGUUCCAAGCUGACAUUGUCUUUGAAAACGUAACCAUCCUUCAUUCCUCGAUGAACCUAUUUAAUGCCAUGAGAAGAUUCAGCUUCAGAUUUCACCAUAAAGAUACACCUGCAGAUUCUGCUGGAUUUUAUUUUGCUUCCUGGGGAUCACAGAGCUUCAUCUCGGGGAAAUAUUACUGGGAGAUUGAUUUGAAUGACACUUGUGAAUGGGCUGUGGGGGUCUGUAAGGAUUCCCGGUUAAAGAGUAGAAACCAACUGAUUGAAGCUGAGGGUGCAUUUCUUCUCGUGUGUGUGAAGGAGGGUAAUCAUUACAGUCUCCUCACCACAUGCCCAGUAUCCCGGCACUACGUAGAGAAGCCACUGGGCCAGAUGCUUUUGGACCCAAUGGGAGGCACGGUGAGGACCAAUGAAGGCAAUGCCAUUCUUCAAGAGAUUCAAGUCCCCCAUCCAUCAGCCAAAUCCAUGGUUGAAAUUAGCAGGACACAGGAUGAAGAGGUUGGAGAUGAGACCACAUCAGUAAUUAUUCUUGCAGGAGAAAUGCUGUCUGUGUCUGAGCACUUUUUAGAGCAGCAGAUGCACCGAAAAGUGUCUGAUUUCAUCAGAAUUCGAAUCAUGCUAAUCUACUUGAUUGACAUCAUCCUGAAACAUGAAUAUAAGUUUUCAGGACAGAUUGGUGUGAUGGUGACUGUUAUUUUUAUGCCAUUUCUUCAUAAAUCUAACUUCUUCUUGUCUUCUUUGCAGGGAUUGGAUGACAUAUUCAGAAGCACCAGGCAGAUCAAUGUCUUCUCUUGCAGUAGUGAGUCAAUGCACUUGAGCAUGAUCCAAACCAUGAAACCAAAACUCCAAGCCCUACCCAUUACUGGACUGACUGACAGUUACAAUCACUUACAAGUAUUCCAGCACUAUAUAGAGAAACCACUGGGCCGAGUUGGUGUGUUCCUUGAUUGUGAGGAUGGAUGUUUAAGUUUUAUGAAUGUUGCCAAGAGUUCCCUCAUAUACAGGUACCCUCCUGGCAUCUUCAAUUAUCCUGUCUGGACUUUCUUUGCCAGUGGUCAUAUGUGGGGAACUAGCAAUCCAAGGCAGGAGGAUCCCGAGUAUAAGGCCAGCCUAGAAGGCUUGCUAAGGAGAAGCUUUGGCCUGGGCCCAGACACAAAUGGUGGCUGUGGGGCCAUGGAGACAGUGGUUGCUGCUCCAAGCCACAAGGUGCUUCUUAUCAUGUUGGUGACUGUGGUGAUGCUGCUACCUGGGAUGAAUAAUUUACUGCUACUUGUUCAGAGAAGAAUUGUCAGGACCAUCAAUUACAAGAAAGCAUCAGCAAAGAUUCAAUGA